This is a messenger RNA of Liolophura sinensis, 2664 nucleotides long. Its product is annotated as ciliary microtubule inner protein 2B-like. The record is from RefSeq and is a predicted model, not a curated record. Bases 144 to 1061 code for a protein of 305 amino acids. Lineage: Eukaryota; Metazoa; Mollusca; Polyplacophora; Chitonida; Chitonidae. The transcript is spliced from 7 exons.
GGGAUUAGAGCGGUCGCAAACAGGCAAACUGUUAGUCUUUAAGGCCUGUUUUAACCGCAAAUUUUCACUUCAGCACAGUGUUUUCAAGGGUCACUCCUCACUCUUUUCGCUAGCAAUUGACGCUUCGAGUUUAUCAAAUAAUCAUGACUACCAUCGCAUUCGGAGGCGGCCCAAGUCUGGAACAAAGGAGGUCUUUUGCCGCUCUAAAGGAAGGCGCCCAUGUUCCGGGGUACAGAGGCUACUGCCCACAAAUCAAAUACAGAGUUGGCCAAACAUAUGGACAGGACACUCACGACUUAGCCAAGGGAAAACACCAAGUGAAGACGCAGUAUGGAAUUCUAAGUCCUGUGGUCAAAGAAACAAUAAUGAAUCGUUUACCUGAAUCAACAGGUGAUAAUAAAUACACUGAGAACAUGGUUCCUGGAUACACUGGCUAUGUCCCUGGGAUGACAUUUAAGUUCGGCAACACGUACAAGGAGGAAUGUGACAGCUGCAUAGACAACCUCAUCACAGGCCAAAGAACUGCAGACAUGAAACAGGCCGAUCUCAGAUCCCAGGUAGCGAGUUACCCACGCCUGACCGCGGUCUCGUACGACCCCCAUGUCAGAGACUAUCUCAACCUGUACAGGGACACACAUCCAAGACAACCCCUCAUGCAAGAUGACAAGAGAGCUUUCACAGAACCCCCCAUGCCUGGUUACCAAGGUUACAUACCUAGGAUACGACCCACUGAGCUGGGGCUGGGGUGUCGGUACCACACAGCGACGAAAAACGGCCUGGAAGCAUUUAGUGGUGAAACCAUGAGACAUAUGGCAAAAGAGAAGACAUUUGCAGGAUUCCCAACCAACAGUAUGAGUCAAGACAAGCUCUCUAUGAAGGUUGUUCCUGGGUUUGGACGGCGACUUUACAUGACGGAUGGGAUGAUCCCAAAAUACACAGGAUAUGUCCCACAGAGACGAUACGCAUUUGGAAAGACGUACGGUGACACGACAAGAUCCCUGGAAGUGUGCGCUCACCCCAGCUCUUCAUUUGGGGAGUACGUUAAAUUAAAAGGCCAUUAGGGUACUCACACAUACACAUAUGUAUUAUUCAGAGUUAAGUAUUAUUUGACCGUGACUACAUUAUAUGGAUGUGAACUUACCACAAACAAGAGACCGGUAUAACAGACUGUACUACAAAACAUGUACCAGUCUUUUGUUCACAGUAUUACAUUUGGGUGAUAAUUCAGUGGUGGUUUUAGCCAUUUGUUGCAUAUCGCUGUAAUGUUCAGUGAAGCAUUGGGGUAAUUUCAUUACAUAUACUUGUAGGGGUACUUCACUUUUUGCAUUCCUGUUUUGCCAAGUAUUUGUCAAAGUGGGAGGAAUUGGGUUGUUGGUUAGGUUAUAGAAGGAUCGGGGAGAAAUGGAUAACAUAGAAACGUGUCUAUUUUGGUUCUUGUGUUAGUGACAUUUAAUUCAGAGGGGAUUUUUGUUUUGUUAGGGAUAGCGUUCUAUGAUUUAAAGCCUAUUCAAAGCUGUUGUCUUCUGUAUAUUGUUGUUACAUAUUGAAAUAAAAUUUGGAAGAUAUUAUAUAUAAAUUCAUUCGUAUGCUCACCAUUUGAGAAACAAAUAUCUGAGAGCAUUUUUAUGUAGACUUAAUAGUGUGACAUGCAUGAGGAUUAAAACUGUGAGGAUUGAACAUCUGCAUGUACAUGGAUUCCAAACCAGCUAAUACAGGGUGUAACCAUGAAAGAUGAAGAUCAAUAUUGUGGCAUUCUGUUUUGAAUGAAGUCAGAAUGAAGUCUUGUCCCUGAGCAUUACUAACAUUUGUGUAUUUUGUAAAACUUACAAGUAGUACUACAGGGUUUCAAAACCGUGAAAUGAUUAAUAAAACAACAGGUGAGGAUUAAAACAGAGAAAUUAGACUUGAAAAGUAAGAGGGGGAUUUUUCGGCAGGGUAGUAUUCUGCUGCAGGUGCUACGAGUCCUGAGCCGAAAAUUCUGUGCCGUGUCCUAUUUUUGUCUUUGUCAGUACUAAUGAUGUUACAUUAAAACAUCGAAUGCUUCGGUAUACACUGAUGAAUAGAUAGCAGAUCAGACCAACUUUUCAUAAUUAACAAAAAGGUCAUUUUUGUGACAACCCCCCCCCCCCCUUUGUACACUUCAACAGAUACUAUUCACCAGUUUUUCACUUUCUGUUCAUCUCUGAUUGUUAAAAUUGCUAUCUUGUAUAAUGUACGUUAGACUGUUACUUGAAGUGGGAAAUUAUUUAUUUUGUUUAUAAAUUGCUAAGCCAGUUUUAAUGCUGUAUUUUACAACACAAGGGUCUGUGAUACAGUAUAUAUAUUUAUUUGCUUACAUUUUACCAUAUGUUUGUGCAUCUGUGAUAUAGCUUCUUGCUUUAUUUAUUUUGGUAAUAAAUGCUGUGUAUUUGCAUGAUUUUUUGCAAGUUUAUUAAUGAUUCUAAAAAUAAGCUGUAAACAGUUGCCGAUCUUGUAUUCCCUUUGAUAAAAAAAAAAUUUAAUUCAAGACUGUUAAUUGUGGGUAAUUCUUGAAAGGGUAUGUAUUCACAUCCUUUGUGUUCUGGUGGGCACAAGAUUUUUUUCCUGUGUCACAUGAUAAUACAUGACCUCCUUCUUGGUACUUUUUGUUUCGUGGACAUAUUUGUUUGGAAUACAUAAAGAAGG